Molecule: messenger RNA, 1712 nt
Organism: Gordionus sp. m RMFG-2023
Lineage: Eukaryota; Metazoa; Nematomorpha; Gordioida; Chordodea; Parachordodidae
Product: transmembrane protein 185B-like
Exons: 8
Coding region: 32-1486 (484 amino acids)
Source: RefSeq, a predicted model, not a curated record
AUUUGGUGUUCCGUAUAAACCAAUAUGAUUUAUGAUUAUGGAUAUUAAAUCCUUCUUUCAGGAUUUUAAUCCUGGAAAGUUUUUGGCCUAUUUAUCUCUGGUUAUUUUUAUAUAUCUACUUGCCUUACGUUUAGAUGAGGAGAUAUUUUGGAAUUAUUGGUAUGUCUUUAUGCCAUUAUGGAUAUAUAACAUCAUAGUUGUAAUUGGGGCUCUUAUUGGUAGUGCAGUUUGGUGGUCAAACCCCAGAUACAGGUUAGAUAUUGAAUCUUAUAUUCAAUAUAAAGCUAUGAUACUAACAUUUGCAUUGCACUUAUUAAUAUUGAUGUUUGAAAUGUUAUUAUGUGAUAAAUUGCAAAAUGGUAAUUAUUUUUGGACUUUAGUAUUUAUUCCAUUAUUAUUUGCAUCUGUUAUUUCCAUUCCAAUAUGUGUUUGGUCAUUCCAUAGGCACAAAUCAUUUGAUUUACCUCUGUGUUGUGGAAUCAAUUGUGUUCAAUUUAUCUUUUUUGCACUUAAACUUGACAACUUCAUUCAGUGGUCAUGGAUGAUGAUCUUUAUUCCUUCUUGGAUGAUCGAAUGCCUGUCCAUUUUGGGGAUCAUUAGUAUCAUUAUUCUAACUUUCACACUCAUUAAAAGCUUCCAUCUCUUACACAUCGUUCGAAAAAAUAUACUUUCAGCCGGAAUAUAUUUCUUCAUACUCAUUCCUAUCCUCAUAUUUCAGAUUCUUCUAAUUAGUAAAUUGAAUGACGAAUCUAAAAUGAAAUAUACUCUAAUCGUUUUCCCAUUGAUUAUAUCGAUUCUAUUAAUGCUAACGUUAUCUUUUGCAUCGAAGCCACAAAAUCCUUGGUGGUUUGGUUUGCGAAAAGAUUUGUGCACCCUAUUUCUGGAACUAUUUCCAUCUUUGCGCGAAUACUUUAAUGUGUCCUAUGAUUGCCGUCACCCCCUUUCUGAAAAUGACGAGGAAAGACAAAUGACUUCGUCCUUGGAUCUAAUCAAUAGCCAUGCUACUAAUGAUAACCUUAAUUCGAGUGUUGUUAUCAACCAAUCCAUAAAUUCCACAAGUUACAAUGAUAGUUAUUUAAACAUAAAUAACACAAGAAAUAACGAAUACAAUCAUUACAACUAUCAAUUGCUGACUGGGCACGCCAACUCCGAAAGCACACCUCAAAAUCAACGAAACAAAUCAUCACCCGCCACCUUAAAAUCGUUGAUAUUUCAUCCUUAUUCAGGCAUUCACAAUUUUAACAACUCCGCCGAUGACCAUAAUUAUAAAACGGAAAAUGGAAAUAAGCAGCAAUGUUAUCACAAAACUAUAAACUAUUGUGAUAAUCAGGAUAAUCCGGGUGGGUCGUCGAAUGCUCAUUUUAACAUUAAUUUACAUGCAAACGCCGAAAAUCGUCGUCUUUCGCGCACGAAGGAAGAAUUUAGUGGGAGGGAUAAAACAUCAAAGUUAUUUCCUUCGUAUGUCAGCAUAUUUUUGCCUGAUUGAUAUAACCAUGUAAAAUUCUAACUAAAUAGAUAACUGCAAUAUACAUGAUGUAAAUUUUGGCGCAGUUGCUAACCUACCAUCGUAACGCGUCAUGUACUCUAAUAACCCAUUUUAAUUUUAAUCAGAUUGGAUAAGAAUCUAAAAUAAAACUUUGCAAAUUAUCUUUGAAGAAGUCAUUUAUCGAAUUUACCAAGUCAGAACUUUGGUUUAAAGAAAAAAAUACGAU